AUGCCUCCCGAUUCGCGCAGCUGGGUCACCGUCCCUGCGCCCGUCAGGGACCUGUUCAAACUCUUCCCCCUCCGCGUCUACGCCGCAGAGGAGCUCCCCUCCCGCGCUCCUCAACCCACCCGAGCUCGCCCAUCUCUCUAUGUAUUCACACUCGAUGGUGACUGUGCUCGCCCCAGCUUUAAUCCGUCAUGUCUUAAAUGGCAGACCUUCCUGAGGAUCGCCGGCGUCGACGUCGACCUCAUCCCAUCGAACAACCACGCCUCGCCUUCUGGCGCGCUACCCUUCCUCCUCCCUUCCUCCACAAACUCCGGAUCAUCACCCCCCUUAACGGGUGGUAAGAUCCAAAAGUAUGCGAAGGACAAUGCCACCAGGAAGAUCCCCACGAUAGAGUCCAACCGGCAGGAAGCAUAUCGUUCCCUCAUCGCGCAAUCAAUCCGCCCGGCAUGGCUCUACUCCCUCUACAUUGACCCCUCCAACGCCUCCCUCCUCAAGACGCUCUACCUCCCGCCAUCGCCCCUCCUCGCCUACUCGCUACACCACACCCUCAUCGCGGCCGCCACAACCGAGAUCCUCAAGACCACGCGCACGCCCUACGUCCGGACCGCCCAGCUGUACACCGACUCCGCGACCGCCUUCGCCGCCCUCGACACCCUCCUCGGGAACGACGCCUGGUUCUUCGGCGCGGGCUCCCCGGGGCUCUUCGACGCCGAGGUCUUCUCCUACACCUGGCUGAUCCUGGAUGAGACCCUAGCCUGGGACAGGGACGGGGAACUGCAAAAGUCCCUGGCUGGGUUCAAGAAGCUGGUCGCCCACCGGCAGAGACUGUACGAGUGGUGUUGGUAG
Molecule: messenger RNA, 843 nt
Organism: Clonostachys rhizophaga
Lineage: Eukaryota; Fungi; Ascomycota; Sordariomycetes; Hypocreales; Bionectriaceae
Source: the annotation of a GenBank genome assembly